UUCAUGUAUGAAUGUUUGCAUGCCAAAGCUAGCUGCUAUGUUUGUGAGGAGAUUAGACUAGCAAUCACCACCAUUUCUUUCAGUGGGUGUUGGUGCUUUUAAAGGAGGGGGGUUUCACUCUUUGCUCUUCACACAUGGGCAGCUUCCAGCAGGCAGGUGCAAGCUCAGCUGCUUGUCAAUGUAGGUGAUAGGACAGUGCCGGUAAAUGCUACACACAUACAGUGGCUGCAGUGUGGGAACUUCUAAAGCAGGCAUCCUCUAUGGUGAAGAUGAGUCGGGACCCCGUUCAGGUGAUCAGCGGACAGGUCAAAGAGCUCCAAGUGUCUUCCAAUGGGGAUAACGCAGCACCGUGGGUGGAGACGCAGGAGUUCAGUGAAGACCAUCAGGGCCUCGCCGCCAACCCAAAAACAGUGACAGGCAGACGAGCCCGCAAGGUGGAAGGAGGCGUGUUCUUUCCCAAGCCAGAGAAUGCAGUGACUGUCGCCGUUUCGACAAGAGUUCUGUUCCGAACGGAACGGGAGCAGAAAGUGUUCGAGCAGCACGGUGUAGAGGAGUAUCUGAGAUACCAAAUCGAACACGAGAACGAACCCUUCGCCCCUGGCCCUGCUUUCCCCUUCGUCAAGGCUCUGGAGGCAGUAAACGGUCGGCUUCGUGACCUGUAUCCGCAAAGUGAAGAGCUGUUCGACAUUGUCCUAGUGACGUACAACCACGCUCACGUCGGCAUCCGUCUCAUCAACACUAUCAACCAUCACAAUCUCUUCAUAGAGAGAUUUUGCAUGACGGGUGGAAGUAGUCCCAUCGGCUAUCUUAAGGCCUGGCACACCAACCUCUACCUGUCGGCUGAUGCAGACAAGGUCAGGGAGGCGCUGGCUGAAGGCAUAGCGGCGGCCACCAUGUUUAUGCCAGAUAAACUAACAGAAGUGUCCGAGUCCCAGCUGAGGGUGGCGUUUGAUGGUGACGCCGUUCUCUUCUCUGACGAGUCAGAGCGCAUCUUCAAGGCCCACGGGCUGGACAAAUUCUUCGAACAUGAGCGUGAAAAUGAGGACACACUACUGGAUCAUGGUCCACUGAAAGGUUUUCUGGAGGCCCUUGGAAAGCUUCAGAAGAAGUUUUAUGCUAAAGGCCAACGCCUGGACUGCCCGAUUCGGACCUUCUUAGUCACAGCCCGAAGCGCGGCCAGCUCCGGGAUCCGAGCCCUGAAGACCCUUAGGGCCUGGGGUCUGGAGAUUGAUGAGGCCCUGUUCCUGGCUGGGGCGCCAAAGGGCCCCAUGCUGGAGAAGAUCAGGCCUCACAUCUACUUUGACGACCAGAUGUUUCACGUGGAGGGAGCGGCCGAGAUGGGCACCGUCGCCGCACACGUGCCUUACGGCAUAGCGCAGAAACACAAUGCCAGGAACAACACCGGGAGCCAACGAGCAAAAAGGAUGCUAUUUUUCUAUCGAGGAAUUUAUCUGACAGACAAAAUUGAGGGACAUGCAGACGGUGUCCAGUAAUCCCUUGUUUAUCACGGUUAAUUGGUCCCGGACCCCACUGUGACAAGUGACUUCACGCAGUAGUAUUCUGUAUUAAUCACCUGAAUAUUAUUGUAGUUAAAAGAGCACAGAAAAACUCUUUAUGGCUUUCUAAAACAUUAUUAGAGACUUUGAGACAUGUAAUAACACCCCCAGAGUCACUUUACAUCACAUUGCGCAGGCUACGGGAUCACUGCAGGGACUAAAGACGGCUGCCGCUAGCGUAGCAAGCUGCCGAGCUAACUAGUUAGCGCCUCCAAUUUAGGAAUUCUAAACUUGUGUUUCAAAUGGUGUGACAAAGGUCAAAAAAGCCAAAAACUCACCACUUCCACACGGAAUGAGAGGAGUGCAGUGUGAAAGGUAACGUAAGCGUCUUGUCUCAUAACAUUACUAAUGACUAAUAAUAGGCUGUAGUCAACCAUGAAACAACAAUCAUUUAGGAAUUAAUUAUUUUUGGAAAAAACUUGACAUAAUAAGGGCAGCAAUAUUCUAACCGCAAUACAACGAGGGACAACUGUAGAUCUGAGUUCAAAAUUGUCGAGCUUGCAAGCUCAACUUGAUAGGAAGAUUAACAGAA
This is a messenger RNA of Doryrhamphus excisus (bluestripe pipefish), 2088 nucleotides long. The record is from RefSeq and is a predicted model, not a curated record. NCBI's taxonomy places the organism in Eukaryota, Metazoa, Chordata, Actinopteri, Syngnathiformes, Syngnathidae.